This is a messenger RNA of Sitophilus oryzae (rice weevil), 891 nucleotides long. RefSeq names its product farnesol dehydrogenase-like. The transcript is spliced from 6 exons. Gene Ontology annotation, molecular function: oxidoreductase activity. The record is from RefSeq and is a predicted model, not a curated record. Bases 59 to 823 code for a protein of 254 amino acids. Lineage: Eukaryota; Metazoa; Arthropoda; Insecta; Coleoptera; Curculionidae.
AGUCAGUGUGAUAUGUUAUAUAAAGCAAGAAAAAAAAAUAGAAAUCAAAUUGUAGAAAAUGACUCUGUCGAUGGAGAAAUGGGUUGGUAAAGUGGCUAUUGUAACUGGAGCUAGUGCUGGAAUUGGUGUUUCAAUUGCGGAAAAGUUAGUGGAACAUGGAGUGCAAGUGGUUGGAUUGGCUCGUCGUAAGGCAUUAAUGGAAGAGCAUAAAAAUCGCUGGAAGAGUAAAAAAGGGUCUUUCCAUCCGGUUCAAUGUGACAUCAGGAAGGAGUCUGACAUUCUAAACGCUUUCGACUGGAUAAAGAAAAAUCUAGGCCCAGUGUCGGUACUUAUUAAUAACGCUGGCAUAGUAGGCGCUACAACUUUAAUAAAUGGUGAUGCUGCAAUAUGGAAAGACAUUUUGGACACCAACGUUUUAGGUUUAUGUAUCGCCACAAAGGAGGCAAUAAAUCAUAUGAGAGAGGGCAAAAUUGAUGGACACAUAAUCCAUAUUAACAGUAUUGCAGGUUUUAUGAUACCAUUUCAUCCUAAUUCAAACGUAUAUCCUGCCUCAAAACACGCAGUUACUGCAUUGGUGGAGACUUUGAGAAGGGAGCUCAACCUGAUCAAGUCUAAAAUUAAAAUAAGCGAUAUCAGUCCGGGGUUAGUAAAUAGCGAGAUAGCAGAUGUAUUGCCUAGUGAUUCCUUUUUAGCUAAGGCUAUAGCUAAUCCUACCAACUUACGACCUGAAGAUAUAGCUGACGCUGUUAUAUAUAUUUUAUCUACACCUCCUCACGUACAGAUUCACGAACUGGUUAUAAAGCCUGUCAACGAAGCUUGGUAAAACUAUUUAAGGAACAUACAAAUUGUCUAUUUCUAACCGUAGUUUAUAAUAAAGCUUUUAUAAAAUAA